ACACUGAUUGUCACAAUUUUCUGUAUUCAAGUCGGAGCACUGAAAUAGUAGCUAAGCCAGGUAUUACACAUUUCAUGUUGUCACUUUAACCUGGUGAAUUCAAUAACAUUAGAUAGUACAAUAGCGCAUUUAAUUGUUAUAUUGUCUACAACGAAAUUUAUUACUUAGUACAUCAAAUAAUAUAAAAAUGGCCGACAGUCCUAGCUCAGGGUCUGCUGACAGCUCACCCCAGGUCGAAAAAGGCUGGGGAGCAUUAAAACAACAUGUUCUCGCAAAUAAAAUCAAUGCUGGACUUUGGACAACCCGAGUAUUUACUAUUCUAUUUACCGUUGCAUUUUUAAUUCCACUCUUCGGAAAUCCAUACAAUGCCUAUUACAAAGCACUGAUGAGUAGUGCAGCUACCAGUGCACUCAGAUUGCAUCAAAGAGUUCCAGUUGUUCGGCUGAACAUGCAAUUUAUUGAAGAUUUACUUUUGGAGGACUCGUGCCACUACUUACUUUACUCAAUAAUAUUUUUAUAUGUGUCACCUGUGACAAUGGUUCUGAUACCGGUUGUAUUAUUUGCAAUACUACAUGCGGCGAGUUAUUCUCUUGCAUUAUUGGACACACUCGGACAAAAUAGUUGCUGGCCGGCGCGUCUUAUGAUAUCUAUAGUUGAAUUUCAAUCACGCAAUAUUUUACGUCUUUGUGGAUUGUUGGAAAUCAUGAUACUACCACUUACAGUUAUUCUAGUCUUCACUGGACGUGCUGGUUUGUUGACACCAUUCGUAUACUAUCAAUUUUUCAAAAUGCGUUUAUCGUCACGAAGAAAUCACUUUACACGCAAUAUCUUCCACGAAUUGAGAAGUGCACUCAGUUCCGUGUCAACACGACCAUCAAUGCCUGGGAUGGUCAGGUGGCUGAUAAAUGGUCUUCUUAAAGUCACCCAACAAAUGACUCCAAAUCCUGUUCCUCAGUAACCUUAAUCUAUUCCCCGUGAGUUUGAAUAACAGUUUUAUUUUAUUUUAUUUUUUUUUAAAUACCAAAUCAAUUUUUUUUUUAUUCAUUAUGAAACCUAUUUACAAACGCAAUUUUUACAGUACAAUCGUUCGAACAAUUUUAUCUACACAAAUAAUAUUUAAAUAUUAAUAUAUUGAUAAUAAUUAAGAAUAUAUAUUUAAACUAAAUUUAUAAAUUUUCUCACAUUUUACAAUUUCUUAUAAUCAAAAAGUACAUAUAUAUAUAUAUAUAUAUAUAUAUAUAUAUAUAUAUAUAUAUAUAUUGUGGCUUUUAACCUGGGCGUUUAGUUCUAAUAACAAAAUUCAAGCUCAAUAAUAAUUAAUUUUGAUUAUUAAAUCAAAAUUAACAAACGAAUUUAUUUUUUUUUUUUCAUCAUUAACAAUUUUCCUGGACACUUGAAAUUAUUAACUUGUCUAAGGAUCGAUUAUGUUUUAUUGCAAUAAAAAAAAAAAACAUUUUUAAUGGUAAUUAUUAUUUUUAUAUUGCAAUAAUAACAAUUAAUAAAAUUUGGUGCAACGAGAAAUAAUUAUUUAAUUUCUCAAACUCAUAGCAAAUUUAUGUUAAAUUAUUUAAAUUCAGUCUCAUAUAUUUCGCGUUACUAAUUCCAAAAGUACUUGUAUUUUUUUUAAAGAACUUAUAAUUUUUUUUUUUCAUUGCCAAUCGUCUUGUAGAAUUAUUUUAUAAGUAAAAAUUGAAAAAAAAUUUUUCAGUUUCAAAAUAAGUCUAUGAUACUGAAGUUAGCCGACGUCGAAUAAUUUUUUUAUUUUUCUCCAAUCGAUGAAUUAUAAAAAAAAAAAAAAAAGUAUUUAAAAAAUUGCAUCGCAGUUUUUUUAAAUUUUCUACAUGUGAAUAUUUUUAGUUUUCUUAAUUUUGUAACUUUUUUUGAAAAAAAAUUCAAAAAUUCUUCAUUCUCUGUGAACUUCAGGAUCAUGUAACCCUACAAUAUGAUUUGCAAUUAAAAAAAAAAAUUAUACGCACUUUUGGUUUUAAACUCAGUGACUAAAGUUAAAAGGGCGUUUAAAAAUAUAAGAUUUUUUGGAAUUAGUGACGCGAUUUAGUAAUAAAAAAAUUAUAAAUUAUUAUGAGUGUGAAUGUAGCAGACAUGAGACAAUUAAUAAACUUGAAAUAAAUAAAUAAAUUAAUUAAUUGAAUCAAUGAAAUUUUAAAAAAUGUGCAUACGGAUUUUGCAUUUAUCUAAACAUGCAUUUUUUAAUUUUAACUCUACUGACAUUUUAUUUUAUUUGAAAUUUUAAAUUUGUCUGAUGUCCGCUACAUUCGCACUCGUAAAUUAUUACUGAAAUUUUUUGUAUGAGCGAGUGUUUAAAUUUUGUGGGUGUGUGUGUGUGUGUUGGUGGUGUAUAUACUACUUGCAGUACAAAAAUAUAUUGUGAAACAACUCAAAACAUUUUAUUCACAUUCACAUAUCCGGUAUAAUCUUUUAUUUUAUUAUUAACGCAACUUAAUCAUUUUAUUUUAUUUUAUUCUUCGCACUUUUGUUACACAUCGCAUCGCCGGUUGUUAAAAAUAAUCAACAAUCGACUUAUUGAUCAUUAAAUUUAUUAUUUAAUAAUUACAAUAUUUAAAUAAAAUAUAAAUUAUAGCUGUCAAUGUAAAGUUUGAGAUUCACGCACUGUUUGUCAUUGACUUGCAAGUGUGUAUUGUAUUAUUUAUAAUUAUAAUUAUUAUUGUUUAAAUGGUUAAUUAAAGUUAUAAGAAAAAUGAUAAUCUUAUAGAUAAUUAAAUGUUAUGGUCUGUGGAUGUUUCAAUAAUAAAUUGUGGAUAGUUGUUUA
This is a messenger RNA of Microplitis demolitor, 2788 nucleotides long. RefSeq names its product Krueppel homolog 2 (gene Kr-h2). Gene Ontology annotation, biological process: membrane organization; endoplasmic reticulum tubular network organization. Gene Ontology annotation, cellular component: membrane; endoplasmic reticulum. Bases 188 to 958 code for a protein of 256 amino acids. NCBI's taxonomy places the organism in Eukaryota, Metazoa, Arthropoda, Insecta, Hymenoptera, Braconidae. The record is from RefSeq and is a predicted model, not a curated record. The transcript is spliced from 6 exons.